Aspergillus japonicus CBS 114.51 is the source of this 467-nucleotide messenger RNA. RefSeq lists its product as uncharacterized. The transcript has 4 exons. The record is from RefSeq and is a predicted model, not a curated record. Lineage: Eukaryota; Fungi; Ascomycota; Eurotiomycetes; Eurotiales; Aspergillaceae. Bases 99 to 362 code for a protein of 87 amino acids.
UUGCCCGGCAAGCACUAGACCAGACCGGGCCAGAUGGGAGAGGACGAGGAACGAAGUCAUCAUUGCCUCAUUUCUUCGGGACCGAAUUGGACAGGGAGAUGGUGAUAUGGAAGUCCAUCGAAAGGCGGCUCGGCAGAUUCCUGGCUGACAUCCGGGCAACUGGCAGCCUGCAGAAGACCUAUCUGAUCCUUCACAGUCGAGUACUACUGAGAUGCGAGGACAGAGAGAUAGCAAGGAGAAUGCAUACUAGUCCAGUUGAUAGGGAGAGACCCCGAUCUGAGUUGCCCGUGGUGUCCGUCGUAAGCAGCCCAUUAAUAAUCCUCGAGAGGAAUAUGAAUUCCGGUGAAAUGAGCUUUGCCUAGUGCCAGGUGAAUUUCGGUGUGCCCAGCGACCAGGCACGGAUGACCCGACCAGACCAAUCAGCAGCACGGAUGACUAAAGCCCGACGAGUUUUAGCAGCUUAUCUC